This is a messenger RNA of Aureococcus anophagefferens, 1947 nucleotides long. RefSeq lists its product as hypothetical. The transcript has a single exon. Gene Ontology annotation, molecular function: protein-folding chaperone binding; nucleic acid binding; protein folding chaperone. Gene Ontology annotation, cellular component: cytoplasm; nucleus. Lineage: Eukaryota; Pelagophyceae; Pelagomonadales; Pelagomonadaceae. The record is from RefSeq and is a predicted model, not a curated record. Bases 1 to 1947 code for a protein of 648 amino acids.
AUGGACCUCGCGUCGGCGGCGUCGUCCGUCGUCGCCUCGGCGCCGUGCUGCGUGCUCACGCUCGCGGCGACGGGCGCGUGGCAGGACGCCCCGGACGCCGUCGCGGCCUUCGAGGAGCGCUGCGCCGGCGCGGCGUCGAUCUUCGGGCGCGUCCUCGACGUGCGCCUCGCGCCGGGCGCCGGCGCCGACCGCACGGUGCGCGUCUACUUCGAGGACGGCGCCGGCGCCGCGGCCUGCGGCUACCGCUUCGCGUGCAACGGCGUCGAGCGAUCCGCGGCGGCGACCUACGAGAACAUGGACGCGCCCGUCGCGCUCCACUUCUCGGGCCUGCCCGGCGGCGGCGACGUCGCGCGCGCCGUCGGCGUCGAGUGCGGCGAGUACGGCCGCGUCCUCGACGCCUUACCGGCCGGCGCCGGCGUGCUCGUCGCCUUCGCGACGUUGCCGGGGGCGCAGGCCGCGGCCGUCGCGCUCGACGGCGCGGCCUUCGACGGCCGCCGCUGCUGUUGCGACUUCCGCGAGGCGCCCGAGGACGACCCCUGCUGCGUGCUCGCCAACGCCGUCGCGGACGCGGGCGACCUCGACGACCUGAGCAAGGUCGAGGUCGUCGGCGACUUCGAGGACGCGUGCGGCGGCUUCGGCAACCUGCGGCGCGUCGUCUUAGGCGGCGACGGCGUGCGCUGCUACUACGACGAGAACCGGGGCGCCGCGGCCUGCGCGGCGUCCAUGGACGGGCGGCGCUUCGAGGGGCGGGAGCUGUCCGCGUCCGUCGAAUGCCGCGGGUCGAAGCGGCGAACGCCCGCGGCGCUCUGCGCGGCCGUCUGCCAGGCGCUCGCGCCGCGGCCCGAGGCGCCCAAGCCGCCGCCGGCGCCGGAGACGGGCGCGGCGACGCUCGAGCGCGCCGUCGCGGCGCUCCGCGCGAGCGUCGCGGCGGAGCCCAGGGUCGCCCAGACGCGCGCGAACCUCGCGGGCGCGCUCGUCCGCGUCGGCGGCGUCGGCAACCUCGAGGAGGCCGCGCGCCACGCCAAGGCCUGCGUCGCCCUCAAGGGCGACUGGCCCUGGGGCCACUUCCGCCUCGGUUCAGCCUACUUUGCGCUGGGGAAGGUCCGGGAGGCGUCCGUGUCGCUCGCGAUGGCCGAGACGCUCGAGCCGACGAACGCGCAGUUCGCCGACGCGGCGGCGCGCGCCAAGGAGGCCGCGGCGGCGCUCCUCGACCCCCUCGACGCCUUCACGGCCGAGGCCGAGGCCGCGGCGGCGAAGGACCUCAUCUCCACGACGGAGCGCGCGAGGGCCGAGCGCGCCGCGGGCGACUUCGGCCAAUCGAAGCGGAAGCGGCUCGAGGACGACAGCGACGACGAGGGCGAGCUGCUCAACAUCAACUCGCGGGCCCACUGCUACAUCUGCAAGCAGUGGGGCCACAGCAAGCGGGACUGCCCCAUGGCCAAGUGCCAGUACUGCCACGAGAUCGGACACCGGAAGCACGAGUGCCCGCUGUUCACGGCCGCGCUCGGCAACGCCGCGGAGGCGGAGAAGAAGGCGCGGCGCAAGCAGGGCUACGAGAAGAAGCGGGCGAAGCGCAAGGAGGAGUGGACGGCCAUGCUCCGCGAGAAGACGGGCGUCGACGGCUUCGCCGCGCUCUACCGCGUCCUCGGCCUCCCCGAGCGGAAGCUGUCGACCGCGGGCGAGAUCAAAAAGGCCUACCACAAGCGGUCGCUCCAGUACCACCCGGACAAGCACCCCGACGACCGCGAGGCCGCCCACGAGCGCUUCCUUGAGAUCAAGGCCGCCUACGAGCUCCUGCUGGAGGGCAUGGAGACGGGCGGCAAGGGCAUGAACGGCGCGGUCUUCUCCGCGGGCGAGCUCACGGACGCGGCCGCGGCGACGGCGCUCCAGGACAAGGUCAACGCCCUCGCGGAGAAGGUCAAGACGUCGAGCGCCUGGGCCGGCUAA